Molecule: messenger RNA, 1590 nt
Organism: Brassicogethes aeneus
Lineage: Eukaryota; Metazoa; Arthropoda; Insecta; Coleoptera; Nitidulidae
Source: the annotation of a GenBank genome assembly
UUAUUUGUUCUGUGCCACAGAAUCUGUGGUGUAUUGUCAGUUGCAUACAUGUACAGUUUACUCACUAUAAACAAAAUUUUAAUAUUUCUUUAAAAUUUAAGUAAAAAGGCCUUUAAACAGAUGAUGGUUUCUACGAGAGGAGUAAAAUUGAAAUUUUACGAAGGAGAAAGAGUUUUGUGUUACGAACCCGAUCCAACUAAGGCCAAAGUUUUGUACGAUUCCAAGGUUUUGGACGUUAUUAUUAACAAGGAUUUGAGGGGAAGGAGGUCCAUAGAAUAUUUAAUACAUUUUCAGGGAUGGAAUUCUUCAUGGGAUCGGUGUGUUGGAGAAGAAUACGUGUUAAAAGAUACACCAGAGAACAGACAAUUACAAAAAGACCUUGCUGAAAAGUCGCAAUUACAUUUAGGAGCCUAUCUCUAUCGAAAAGAAAGAAAAAAGAACCGAAAACCGGAGGGGCUUGACGGGGGCAGGGCCGGAGCGUCAUCUGAAGACGGCAGUUCCGGAAGCCCAGCCAGAAUGGACAUGGACGACGGACCAGAAGGCACAAGCUCCUCUGAACUAAACCAGGAAAUCAGGGAAAUAUUAGAGAAUGAUCACGCGAUGAUCACAAAGAACAAGUUACACAAACUACCCGCGGAACCAAAUAUAAUCACGAUUUUAGAAAUGUUUUGGAAGCAUUUCGCGAGCAACCAAAUAUUCGGUUUGAACGAAAAACCCAAUUCCAGAAAUAGAAACAAUAAUAAUGCUAAUAAAGCUAAACCUGAGGACAUUCAAAAGAACCUUACAAUUGGUAAAGAAUUUGUGGAUGGAAUUCGAAUAUAUUUUGACGCAAUUUCAGUGGAACAUUUACUGUACCCUUCCGAAAAAGGACAAGUUAAAACUACUUUGGCGGUUUAUCAAUCUCCAGUAAAUUCUUUAAAAAAUAAGUUUAAAUCCGAAAACUACGAUUCUCAUAAUAAUCAUCAAUGCCUAGAAGAUAUGAACAAAAAUGGAUCAUUACAUCACCAUGACGAGGUAAAUUCGAGGAGAAGAACUUUGAGGUCCAAUCAUAAACAAGAAACUCAAACUAAUGGGAAUGAGCCUGUGGAGGUGCUUCCACCUGUUGUGAAUGUUAAACCCUCCGCCAGCAUUGCCAGCAGUAAUUCAGAUGCAACUGGACCCCUGACCAAAGCAUUGGCCUGGCAACUUUUACCAGAACAUGUUUAUCUUCAACAACCCCCACCGCCAAGUCUUGUAUAUGGUGCUACACACUUAUUAAGGUUAUUCGUAAAGCUGCCAAUGUUUCUAUCCUGCUCCUCACUAACAGACGCCAAAUUAAAGGUCAUACUUAGAAACGUGGAAUCGCUUUUGGAUUUUUUGGCGGAACACAAGGAAUGGUACGAUGAUAAAUUUUACGUUGACACUCCAAUACACAGGGAUUGACCUAGGAGAUUAUUAUGUGAAGACUCAAUUAAUUGAUUUAUUCUUAAGAUAGACUUAAAUGUGAUUUUAUCCUAGUUUUAAGUUUUAUUCUCAAUACCUACAGUUUUAAAGUAAAAAAAUGUAUUUAGGUAGUGUAUUUAUCAAUAAAACUAAAUUUUAUUUUUUAAU